Messenger RNA from Tachysurus vachellii, 4710 nucleotides. RefSeq names its product TBC1 domain family, member 10C (gene tbc1d10c). Bases 90 to 4088 code for a protein of 1332 amino acids. NCBI's taxonomy places the organism in Eukaryota, Metazoa, Chordata, Actinopteri, Siluriformes, Bagridae. The transcript is spliced from 10 exons. The record is from RefSeq and is a predicted model, not a curated record.
CCACUACAGCGGAAGUGUUUUUUUCAGUUCUGUCUUCCCUCCCAUAAUAGCACAAUUGCACCUUAUAGUCAGAAGUGCAUCCGAAGGUGAUGUCUCUCCGUUCGGACCAGAGAGAGGAUGGAGAGAACACCUCCGGCUCCUCAGAGGCUAAAACAGACCGUUAUGGAUUCCUGCUUGUUAAUGGAGAUACAAACAAUGACAGUGAUGACCUCAGUCCUGAGUUGGUGAGACACCGUGAAAUGAAAUGGAUCAACCUUAUGAGCCAGUGGGAUCAGGUGAUGGAGAAGAAGCAUAGUAAGAUCAAAGCUCAGUGCCAGAAGGGAAUCCCAGCAUCUGUGAGGUGCAAGUGCUGGCCCCUGCUGUGUGGAGCGACACAGAGGAAAGAGAAUAACAAAGAUCUCUACAAUACUCUGGAGUCGUCCCCGGGUCAGCAAAGCUGGAUUGAUGUCAUCAAGAGAGACACAGACAGGCAGUUUCCUUUCCAUGAGAUGUUUCAGUCCAAAGACGGCCAUGGUCAGCAAGGCUUGUUGCAGGUUCUAAAGGCUUACACUCAGUUUCGGCCAGAUGAGGGGUACUGCCAGGCGCAGGGUCCUGUGGCGGCAGUGCUACUAAUGCACAUGCCCAUGGAGGAAGCGUUCUGGUGUUUGGUACAGAUCAGCGAACACUACCUCCCUGGAUACUACAGUCCCCUGCUGGAGGGAGUUUUGUUCGAUGCUGCAGUUCUCUUUGGAGUGCUUAAAAGGACAUGUCCAGCUGCAUACAAACACAUGCAGAGACAGGGGGUGGAGCCUCUCAUGUUUGCCACCGAUUGGCUGAUGUGCCUGUAUAGCCGCCACCUGCCAUUCAACACUUUACUCCGAGUCUGGGAUCUCUUCUUCUGCAAUGGCGUACGUGUGCUGUUUCAGGUGGCUGUGGUUUUAGUGCGACGUUGCUUAGGGGAGGCUCGACAACGGAAAGAGUGUGAGGGCCAGAUGGAGACUCUGGAGAGACUGCGGUCAGUCAAGGGGCUUGUCCAACACGAGCAGGCCGAUGUCUUUAUUCAAGAGGUGUGUUCAGUACCUUUGUCCUUGGGAGAGCUCCAACGACAGACUGAAAAGGAGUUACAGAAAUGGAGGAAAGAGCGCCCAGGUUCGACCUUUGACCCCCGAGAUCGUUGCCAAGGAUACUAUAUGAUAUGGGAGAAAGGGAAGGAAAGGGUGAAGGAGAACGAAAAGAAGGAGAGACAAAGCAAGAACCUGAAGGUCCCUGUGAUGCGUUCACACUCGUCUCUCUCUCCAGCAAUCCUUCGUAAAAAAUGGAGGAAGAGAGAAAGUAAAACAGAGACUGAGGAGUGGGAAGGAAGAGGGUUUAUGAAACAGUGCAGUGAUGAUGAAGAGAAAAGGAGGGCGAGCGUGUGUGGUGUAGCUGGAGAGCUAAUGGCGAAGACACAGAAGACACCACCUGAGUUCAGUAAACACUUACAGAUAGAGUGUAACACAACCGUUAACAAACAGUGUACAUCAGCUAUGGAAACACAGCUGGAUUCGGAACUGUCAGAUCGCAAUGACACUGUGUUUGAGGAGGAUGAGAACGACGUGGUUGUCAUUGCCGUCCCAUCGCACACUGACACUGGUGACCAUGAAGAAGAAAGAAAGCUGCCUAACAGCCUGAAAGAAGAUGAUUUACUAACAGCUACCAGUCAACAGGAAACAGAAAAACAGCAUGGCACCGAGGCAUGGCAAGACGAAGAAAAGAAAGAACAGACUCCCAGAGAUAACCAGGAUGAAGAAAUUUUAACACAUCGAGACCAACAGGAGCCUGAAACACAACAAGAGGAAUCACAACCUUCCCAACUAGAGGAAGUAGAGGAUGCAAGAAACAAACCUGAGCAGGAACCCCAAGAAAUCAAAAAUAAACAGGAAGAGGAAACUGAAAUUAAGACAUGUAAUCCUGAAGAGAAGGUACACCUUAAAAUCAACACACAAGAAGACGAUGUAGAAGUCCAAGAAAAUACUGACAAACAGGAGAAACCGGAGCAGGAAAACGGAACGAAGAGUAAACGUGAAGGCAAAAUGCGAAUGGAUUCUAGUAAAAAUAAACAGGAAAUAGAGACAAAUAGCCAAGAACAAGAAGAAGAAAUACAUCUAGGCAGCACUAAAGAGGAAGCAAUACAGUUAGGAAAAGAAAAACAAACAAUAAGCAGUGAGGAGGAAGUGGAAAUAGAGGAAGAAAAGGAAAUACAGACAAAGAGCAAUGAACAAGAAGUGGAAAUUCAGGAAGACAAGGGAAUUAUGACAAACAGCAGUGUACAGGAAGAGGAAAUAAAGGAAGAAAAGGAAAUACAGGCAAACAGCAGCGAACAUGAAGUGGAAAUAAAGGAAGAAAAGGAAAUACAGGCAAACAGCAGCGAACAUGAAGUGGAAAUAAAGGAAGAAAAGGAAAUACAGGCAAACAGCAGCGAACAUGAAGUGGAAAUAAAGGAAGAAAAGGAAAUACAGGUAAACAGCAGCGAACAAGAAGUGGAAAUAGAGGAAGAAAAGGAAAUACAGGCAGAGAGCAGUGAACAAGAAGUGGAAAUAGAGGAAGAAAAGGGAAUUAUGGCAAACAGCAAUGUACAGGAAGAGAAAGUAGAGAAAGAAAAGGAAAUACAGGCAAACAGCAGCGAACGUGAAGUGGAAAUAGAGGAAGAAAAGGAAAUACAGGCAAACAGCAGCGAACAUGAAGUGGAAAUAGAGGAAGAAAAGGAAAUACAGGUAAACAGCAGCACACAUGAAGUGGAAAUAGAGAAAGAAAAGGAAAUACAUGCAAAGAGUUGCAAACAAGAAAUGGAAAUUAUGGAAGGAAAGGGAAUUAACGUAAACAACAGUGAACAGGAAGUGGAAAUAGAGAAUGGAGACAAACAAGCACAUAGUGCUAAUGAAGAAGAGAAGCUAAAAAUAUCUCUCAUACACACACAAGAUGAGCUUCAGCAACAGGAAGACAGCACACAAAAAAUUGAAGUUGGGCAAAUUGUGGAAAUGGAAGAGGAAAUGCAUUCAAAUGUACAAACUCCAGAAGAUCAGAAGGAUGCAGAGGAUCGAGCACCUUCCGUUCAAGAAGAAGAAGGUCAUGUGAAAGAUGAAUGCUGUGGAAAUGGAAGCAAUAAAAAUGUGGAAAACACACAGCAAGAGCUGGAAGGAGAGAGACAGAAUGAGGCACGGAUUAGUGAUGCACCUGCGGAGGAAAUCGAAGGAAAUGUCACGGACGGAGAAAAGGGAAGUAGCAAUAGUCUCACAGUGGAUCAAGCGGAAUCAGAAACUUUAGUGUCUUCACCUUGCGUUCAACUAGAGAGGGUGAAAGAACAUUCUGGAGAAUCAGAGACUUCACGGAACUCCGACUGGACCCAGGAUGAAAACACGGAAGUUAACAAAAUGUCCACACCUGAACAUGUGGAACCUGACAGAACCAGUGUAUCUAGAAAUCCAGAGCCUCUACAGCCAAACAAAAAGGAAGAGGAAGUGGAAAUAGAGGUAAAUAUACCAUCUAACUCAAAUCCACAGCUCAGACUUCGCAGGUCCUCCAGCUCCCACACCUCCUAUCCCACGAUCCUCUCUGGGGACACUUUCAGGGACCCGCAACAAAGCAUCAAACGAGAUUCAUGCCCCCGAACCACAGAGGAAGAAGAGUCAGACAUCGCACAGCCUACACAAACACAAUGCUCAAAACAGGAAGAUUCACAAAAACCACAAACGCAAUCUCAAUCGAAGUCAAACAAACCCAAACGCAAGGGUCUGUUUCAACGACUCAGAGCUGACACGCCUUCCAAAUCCACCAUCCCCAAAAUCGUCAUUCAGGACUUCAGUGAGGCAGAGGAAAAGAUGAGCUCUAAGGAGAGGAGGCGGCGGAGGAGGAUGCAGGAGAGGAAAGAGAAAGAGGAAGAUAAGGAAAGGAAGAAGCUGGAGAAAGAGCUGGAGAAAGAAAAGGAGAGGGAAAGGAAAAAAACACAAACGAGAGGAAAGAGCUUUCAGGCUCUCAGUAGAAAGCAUGACGACAAUGAAAUUUUCUCUGAAAGAAGCGGCUCGCCGGCGGUAGGACGUAAAAGGACGUCUUUCUCCGAGAGUUAUUUUUGACUCAGGGAGACACUGACAUUUCUCAGCAUUUUAUAUAAAUGGAUUGUAGUAUGAUUCAUUCAUUUUUCAUUUUGCAGAACAUACACUGCUUUAGAGAGAAAUGCUUAUAAAACUUGUUUGUCUUUUCAAACCCUUAUCAAACAUCUUUGUAUAUACAGUACACCUGACCAUUAAAGCAAAACGUGCCUAUUUUGUUACUCUAUCCAACUACUGUCGAAGGAAAUUAAUGAACAUCUGCUGACCAAUCAGAUUAAGAAUCCAGCAGCACAAGUGGUAUAAAUUAUUUUAUUAUUUUAUUCCUUGGUAUUUGAAUGUUGUGAUUUCCUAAAUCAGAAUUUUAACCGAGUUAAUAGCCAGUGAUGUUUUAGCAUUUUUGGUAAUGACUGGUUGGUUAGCAAAAUAAAAUCAGCCGUGUGAACACAACUCACCUGUAAAGACAAUUAUAGGUAUCUCAUUUAUAUUUUUAUUGGCCGUUUAUGGAUGUUCCAAGGUCAGUAAAGACAUCUGAGAAGAUUUUGUUUAGCACAGAGAUUACUUUUCCUAACACACCUUAAGUGAAUUUUAGUAAAUUAACUACACUGUGUUCAAACCACAGAAGUAAAUAGAUUGACAUGUACGAUGA